Haplochromis burtoni (Burton's mouthbrooder) is the source of this 4483-nucleotide messenger RNA. RefSeq names its product homeobox protein Hox-D3. Gene Ontology annotation, biological process: regulation of transcription by RNA polymerase II. NCBI's taxonomy places the organism in Eukaryota, Metazoa, Chordata, Actinopteri, Cichliformes, Cichlidae. Gene Ontology annotation, cellular component: nucleus. The transcript is spliced from 3 exons. The record is from RefSeq and is a predicted model, not a curated record. Gene Ontology annotation, molecular function: DNA-binding transcription factor activity, RNA polymerase II-specific; RNA polymerase II cis-regulatory region sequence-specific DNA binding. Bases 3362 to 4216 code for a protein of 284 amino acids.
UUAGUUUAAAUAACUUUUUAAAGCUCAAACCUGUUAAAUUAUUUUACAUUUUACAGCAAAAUAAGAAAAAAAAGCUUCUUUUUCUUUCUUUUUCUGCCGUUAAUAACCCCAUGGCCUCUCAUGCUUAUCUUAUGACCCCUCUGAGGUCACACAAUAACCUUCAAUUAGGAAACACUGCCCUAAGCCAGCUGUGUGUCAUGUAGUUACACAUUUUAAGAUGCUUUAAUGCCAGCUGAUGACCUUGCAGGAUUUCUAGGGGUGAGUUCAAACUUCUAAUGGAGGACUUUUUGUAAUCUUUUGGUAUUUACUCUGAUUUGAGUGUCUGAGUUUCUCAAAGAGGAAUCUGUAGCCUCUGACGGUGAAGUGCAUUCAAAUGCUCACAAUGUUUAAGUCUUACUUCUUAUUAGAGAAAGACAGCCAUGAGGUCACUGCAGCUGUAAAACAUUUGCCCAAACUCAAACCUCUGUGGGCAUGUUUUACAAAAAUGUUUAGAGUUGGUGGUUUUCUAGCUAAUAGUUAAUAAAUCAUUAAGUUACGCUUAUAGAUUUAUUAUAAACCAUAAAUAAUAACGUUUGGGUGUUAGGGCUGUAGAAGCUUCUUCGGGCUGGUUAUAAGAACUGAGUGGAUAUUUUUUAGAAACUCCCUGCAGAUGGUACGGACACAACAUCCAUUUAGUAACAACUUGUUAGCGUGUAUAACUGUAGACCUACCAUCAGAACCCAUUUAAUAAUAACUCAUUAACAUUUAUAUCUCCAGACCUGAUUCAUCAAAUCCUUUAUUAUUUGCACAUUUCCAUCUAUAGUUUUUGGCAGUUAAACACAUUUAUUAAUGAGUAAAGAAACCCUUAUAACUCCAGGUGCUGUAGUCAAUACUCCUUAUUAACUUAUAUAAUCACAAAUACAUUUAAAAAUAACUUUUUUUUAGUGAUUUACCUCCUUUUUUAAUGACUUAUUACUUAGUAUUGUUACUUUGAAACAUCAAUAAGUGCAGAUUUGGUCACUUGGUGAUCUGAGCGGGUUAUCAAAACACCAUAACAAUGACUUAUUCACAUUCAUGACUGCAUGUGUUUGCUUUCAAUGAAUCUUAAUAACCUUUUUAUGUUUAUAACUGGAUACCUGAUGUAAUAAACCCCUAAGUGUUUGCAUAUUUCCAUUUAUAAUCACAUUCUUUGUGGUUUAACACCUUUAUUAAUGACACAUGAACACUUAUAACUGCAGGUAUUGUGGUUAAUGCUCCUUACUAAUGACAUUGUUGUUAUUUUACUCCUUUAAAAAACGUAUUAAGGUGUAUACCUGCAGAUUUUUUAACUAAAAGUAUUUUAAUAAUGUAGUAACAUAAAGUGUUGUUAUGUCCAACCUUCUUCUAACGAUAGCGUUCAUCAUUUAAAAGCUCAAACUUCUGUCUAAUUUAUAUAUAUCCUCAGAACGGGUUAUUAUGAGCCCAUAUUAAUGACUUAUUAACUUUUAUAUCUGUUUUUAAUGACUCGGUUGAGUGUGUAACGUGUUGUAUCAUACCACUUGUCUCAAUAUUCUUAUUAUUGCAAUUUUUAUUAUUUAAAAAAAAUUGAAAACAUCUUAUUCAUGUCUUAAUAACAGCUGCUGGUAUUUGCAUUCAGCAAAUUCUAAUAACCUUUUUAAAACUGGAAAGCUGAGACAUUAAACCCCUUAUUAAUUUCUCAUUUGCAUUUAUAAUUCAAUUCUUGGAAAUUAACCUACCCCAUCAACGAGAUAUAAACAGUUACAACUUCAGAUUUUCAUGCAGUAAUAACUUAUUGGCAUUAAUAGCAAUAAACUUUAUUUUCAAACUUUAUAUUAAAACUAUUCUCAUCUAUAAAUGAAUUUAUAAGUUCUGAACUAAAGACUUAUUUUUGUGCAUAAAUUCCAGCAACAUGCGUUGACCUUUAUAAAUCUACAAACAUGUUGAUGUUGUUGUUGUUGUUGUUUUUAAAAACAAAUAAAUAAUAAUAAUGACAUAUCUGGCUGUCAGCUGAAUGACUUGUUGAUAAUUAAAUCUUUAUCAGUAAGUCAGUAACAUUAAUAAUUGCAGACUGCAUGUAUUACAUUUCCUGUAAUUGAAGACUUUGUGGUUUAAACACUUCCAGUAUUACUAUAACUAAAUAUUUUAUAAAUGAAGCCUUUUAUCAAUAGCUUGUUAACCAAAUUUUCAUCUUUAUCUAAUUAACCUGCAAUUAAUUGUACAGUAGUUUUUUUUUAUUGCAACCUUUUAUUAAUAAGUUACUAAUAUUAAAAACUGCAGACUGCAUGUAUUAAUCCUCUUUAUUUGUGACUUAUUAACAUUUAACAUGCUGCUCCAUGUCUGAAACAUUUGAUAAAUUACUUGUUAAUGACUUAUUAAAAUCUAUGAAGUAUUUAAUGUGGCUUUAAUAGCGUGUUACAUACAUGACAUACAUAGAUUUCCAGCAUGCGAUAGGGAUAAACAUCAUAGACCCAGGGGGUUUUUCACAAUCUGGCUUUUUUUUUUCUUAUUGAUGACUUAAACAGGUCAAUAAUAUUUAUUAAUCACUAAUGAAGCCUUUAGUAUAACUUAUGAAGGGUUUUUUUUUAAUUAAAAAUUGCUGAAUGUCCAGAAAUAUCCAGUGUCACGGUUCACAAAGUGAAAAGAUCAUGUUUAGAUCUGAUUUUUAAAUUAGCUGACUUCAUUCUUCCAGGCUUUUGUCCAAACGCCCGCAGACGGAGGAUCUGUCACCUAUAUCCACCCUGUAGAUCCGAAUUUGUGUAAAUACAGCAGCAGCCACAAAUUCGCAUCUUGGGGAGUAUGUAGAUGAUGACACAUCACCUAGAAGGGAAGAAAAACAUUCGUCCAGAAGACAAGAAAAUUCCUUUGUUUGUGUAUCAGUGCAACAUGAGCGCUACAUUUGAUAUUUCGUGCUGGUGUGUGUGAUUUUUUUUUUUCUUUAGAGCUGCAGGCCUUCUGCACAGUUUGGCUGGCUGUUUUCUCUCCUCUUUCCUCCCUUUUAGCGCCUCAUUGUUGGGGAGGGUGGAGGGUAAAGAAUAUGACAUCUGGGAAAGUUGCCGGACGAGCCUUGAAUGUGGGCAUUGUUCCGCACAUCAUUUGUCACGUCUCCUUUUCACUGCCACUGUCCGUAUAGUCAAGGAGGAGUUGUAGUUUGCAGCCAGGGGGAAAUGUGAGGAGGAGGACCUCAAACAAACAUUUCCAACGGACCUGACUGGAUGGAGAAGCCGGCCUGGUUGAGGAAAAGCAUGAGGCACCGGAGAAGGAAAAAAGCCAAGAAGCCCUCUGUGGAAACCUGCCAUGUGACAUUUGGCUGCCAGCGCUUCGCCACAAGGUCAAAAAGGGAGGGGAGGAGAGGAGGGGGAGGAGGAGACCCUGUGCACGUUUAAUGGAAAUGCAGAAAACCAGCAGCGCUUCACACAGCAUCCACCAUCAUCACCAUCACCACCGUGACCUCUUCAGCGAGUCUCCGGAUGGUGUGAGCGGCUUUGAGUGUGCUCCUCAGCAGCAAGUGGAGGCGUCUGAGCAUGGCACGUUUCCCCGGAGGUCAAAGCAGCAAAACCCAAAGUUUGCAAUGAGCAGAAAGAUUUUCCCCUGGAUGAAAGAGUCCAGACACUCAAAUCAGAAACCCGGGAGGAGAGUCGCAGACUGCCCCGUGAACGAGAAGAGUCCAAGCAGCGCGACCCCGGCCUCCAAGCGAACGCGCACCGCGUACACGAGCGCGCAACUGGUGGAGCUGGAGAAGGAGUUCCACUUCAGCCGCUACCUCUGCAGGCCGAGGCGCGUGGAGAUGGCCGGCCUGCUCAACCUUCACGAGAGGCAGAUCAAGAUCUGGUUCCAGAACCGGAGGAUGAAGCAGAAAAAGGACCAGCGAGGUCAGGGCCUCCUUCCAGCCAUCACCACCUCCUCUUGCUCGCCCUCGUCCUCCCCCUCCGCCCCGGGAAGCCCCACUCUGUCGAGCCUGGGUUAUGUCCAUCUGGGAGGGGAUUACCAACCGGCCUCCCCUCCGCUCAGGCCCCAGCUGCAGCAGGAGCAGCAGCCUGCGUACCCGGCAAACUACUCUAAAUAUCCAGUUUCAGGCUUCACGCAUGGCCCGCAGUUUGAUGUGCAGUACAGCACCCACACAAGCUCACACACACCAAACCCCAACCUCCGAGGAAACGACCUGAGCGGCUCGUAUUUCUCACAGAGCUGCAGUCCUCAGGAAAGAAUCAUGCAAGCUCCCAAACUGACCCACCUGUAGCGCACGGUGUGGAUUUAUAAAGAAGCGCAAUACUGAUAUAUUUCCAUGCAUGCGUUAUUUAUUUAUUUAUUUGACUAAUUAAUCAGAAUAUUAGUCUCAAAUGUUGUUGUUUUUUAUCUGUAUUUAUAAAUCAUUUGCUGUGUGUUUUAAGUGCAAAGUUUCGGUUAUUUUUUUUUCGACUUUAACUUUCGUUUAAUAAUUAAGACCUUAAAUUAAAAAGGUUCACUGCUGUAAUUUACCCAACAUAAUAAUAAUAAUAAUAAUAAU